Messenger RNA from Zootoca vivipara (common lizard), 1084 nucleotides. RefSeq names its product cilia and flagella associated protein 90 (gene CFAP90). The record is from RefSeq and is a predicted model, not a curated record. Lineage: Eukaryota; Metazoa; Chordata; Lepidosauria; Squamata; Lacertidae.
GAUGGCUGGCUGGCUGGAGAAAAAGCGGUUGCUGGAGCCCUGAAGGCAGGCCGCCUGCCUCCCAGCAAAGUUUUUAGGCUUUAGUAGGGAAUGCAAGAAGGCCAAAAUGGGGAAGAACUGGGAGCAGAAGAGGAAGAGUUGGAGGAACUGGGAGGCAUCAAUGAACAGCUAAUAAGGAAACACCAGCUGCCACUCUCAGCACAGUCAGCCUUCAGCUAUAUUCCCCCCCGACGCAAAAAUCCCCCUGAACUCAGCUAUUUUCACCAAGAGAGCAAGCCAGGAAUUGUUUCCCUGUACGACUGCAUCUUUAAAAGACCCAUGGGCUAUGACGAAAAACUCCACCGCUGUGACAGAGAACACGCCAAAAGCAGAGGGCUUCAUAUUAAUGAUGAGGAAAAAGCAAGGCCUAUGGCAGUCUUGUCCUCCUCUGAAUAUGGGCGACGCAUAGACAAGCCCAUGGAGCAGCUGGUCCGAGACCACGUGCGCAUUAGACACGUUCAGACAGAAUUCUACAGGAAAAACGAAAUAGCAUGCUUGAUAGAAAAAUCAUCCAGAACCAUUGAUGCAACCUAAGGCUCCUUGUUGUGGUUGAUAGCAGGGAAGAAUUAAUUUGCCUGGGUUUUGUUUCUGUAUUCUUUCCUGUACUGUGCUACUGGGAUUUUGGGGAAAUUCCAAUCUUGCAUCCUAUCAUCUGAUGAAUUCUUUGCAGGGUUGCUAAAUUAAGUGAGGCAUGUCUUACUUGAAUGUGCCUGUAACAUGGCAGCUAACAGCAUUCUACAGGGAGCAUAAGCUCAUAAUGCAAUACUUGGGGAAGAGGGCGCAGUCACUCCUAUGACAAGGGGGUUUCCGCUAAAGCAGCCAUGUGCUUAUAUGUGAGUACUAGACUCAACCAUUUCUUAUGACAUGCUAAUAAUAUGCAGGUUAGAGCUUAGAUUAACAAAUCAAUGAAUGUUAGAUCACAAAUGAAGGAGCUGACAACAUGCUUUUGCUUAAUGUGUCUUUGUGUCUUUUCUCCCCUCAUUCUUGGAAACAAAAUCUUGUUGUGUGUCUCAUCGUUACCAUGUCUUAGUGUCAACAGUUUAGU